Messenger RNA from Beauveria bassiana ARSEF 2860, 3105 nucleotides. Its product is annotated as DNA ligase I. The transcript has 3 exons. Bases 1 to 3105 code for a protein of 1034 amino acids. The record is from RefSeq and is a predicted model, not a curated record. NCBI's taxonomy places the organism in Eukaryota, Fungi, Ascomycota, Sordariomycetes, Hypocreales, Cordycipitaceae. Gene Ontology annotation, biological process: double-strand break repair via nonhomologous end joining; DNA biosynthetic process; DNA recombination. Gene Ontology annotation, molecular function: ATP binding; DNA binding; DNA ligase (ATP) activity. Gene Ontology annotation, cellular component: DNA ligase IV complex.
AUGCGCCGACCCACCGUGAACACUUCUGCCUUGGGCAACGUCACACAGCAACGCACUCUACUUAAGCCAGCUCCCAUCGACCAAAUGCGGCACUCUGCAGUCAUGAGCCAAUCGCGGACCAAAUCACCGAACGGCGAUGCUGAACAUGAGGAGGAAAUCCAAUAUGGCUCUGAAGAGGUCCGACGUGAGCUGGACGAAAAAUACCCAAACAGACCACACAAUUUCGCCAAGACGCUUCUAUUUUCUAAUCUUUACAGAGACCUCUUCAACCCGCUCAAUGAAAACAAGCGGCAGCCUACUGGCGGCGUCGCCCGCAACAAGGGCCCUCACGGCCAGACGCAUCUCUCGCCGCAGGAGCAGCGUCGCCACAUCAUCGACCGCUUCAUCACGCGCUGGCGCAAGGAGGUCGGUCCCGAUUUUUAUCCUGCGCUGCGCCUCAUUCUGCCUGACAAGGACCGCGACCGCGGUGUCUACGGCUUGAAGGAGAAUGCCAUAGGAAAGCUUCUCGUCAAGCUGAUGAAGGUUGACAAAAACUCCGAAGACGGCUACAACCUGCUUCACUGGAAGCUGCCGGGUCAGACGACUGCAUCGCGGCUCGCUGGCGACUUCGCCGGGCGCUGCUACGAGGCCAUUUCCAAGCGCCCGAUGCGCACCGAGCCCGGCACCAUGACGAUUGCCGAGGUCAAUGAGCAGCUGGACAAGUUGGCGGCAUCGGCCGGGGAGAGCGAGAACCUGCGCGUGUUUGAGACGUUUUACAACCGCAUGAAUGCCGAGGAGAUGCUGUGGCUGAUCCGCAUCGUCUUGCGGCAGAUGAAGGUGGGCGCAACGGAAAAGACGCUGCUGUACCUGUGGCAUCCGGAUGGCGAGACGCUCUUUAGCGUAUCGUCGAGUUUACGUCGGGUAUGCUGGGAACUGUGGGAUCCGGCAGUGCGGCUCGAGUCAGAAGGUGCGGGCAUCACGCUCAUGCAGUGCUUCCAACCGCAGCUGGCGCAAUUCCAGUUGCCGGCGUCGUUUCAGAAGAUGACUGAAUUGCUGCGACCGACGGAUGACGAUGCCGAGUUUUGGAUCGAAGAGAAGCUCGACGGCGAGCGCAUGCAGAUGCACAUGAUGGAGGACCCAAACACGCCAGGAGGCAAGCGCUUCUGCUUCUGGUCACGCAAGGCCAAAGAGUACACCUAUCUCUACGGCCACGGCUUCCAAGACGACAACUCGAGUUUGACACGCCAUCUAAAAAACGCAUUCGCGUCGGGCGUGCGAAACAUCAUUCUUGACGGCGAGAUGAUUACCUGGGACAUGGGUGUCGACAAAAUGGUUCCCUUUGGCACCCUCAAGACGGCCGCGCUCGCUGAGCAGCAGAAUCGCUCCGGCUCGGACUCGUCCGGCCACCGCCCCCUGUUUCGCGUCUUUGACAUUCUCUACCUCAACGACAAGCAGCUGACGCCGUACACACUGCGUGACCGCCACACGGCACUAGAAAAGGCCGUCAAGCCCGUACAUCGCCGUCUCGAGAUCCAUAGCUACACGAGCGCCACCUCUCCUGACGCCAUUGAACCGCUGCUGCGCGACGUCGUGGCCAACGCCUCCGAGGGUCUGGUGCUCAAGAACCCGCGCUCCAUGUACCGCCUCAACAGCCGCAAUGACGACUGGCUCAAGGUCAAGCCCGAGUACAUGUCGGAAUUCGGCGAGUCGCUCGACUGCGUCGUCAUCGGCGGCUACUACGGCUCCGGCAAGCGCGGCGGCAUGCUCUCGAGCUACCUGUGCGGCCUGCGCGCGUCGCCCAACCACAUCAAGGCUGGCGCGGACCCGGAAAAAUGCUUCAGCUUUUUCAAGGUCGGCGGUGGCUUCCGCGUCGAAGACUAUGCCGAGAUUCGGCACCGCACCGAGGGCAAAUGGAUCGACUGGGACGUUCGCAACCCGCCGUCGACGUACAUUGAGCUCGGAGGAGGCGAGGCCAAGCAGUACGAGCGACCGGAUGUCUGGAUCCGGCCAAAAGACUCCGUCGUCGUGUCGGUCAAGGCGGCGAGCGUCGGCCCCUCGGACUCGUUUGCGCGCGGGUACACGCUGCGGUUUCCGCGUUUCCGACGCCUGCGACUGGACCGCGCGUGGGACAGCGCACUGUCUGUGGAUGAAUUUCAGAGCCUAAAACAGCACGUUGACGAAGAGUCAAAGGACAAGGCUAUGACGAUGGAGGACAGGAAGCGUCGCAACCCGAAGCGCCGGAAGAGAGAAAUUGUGAUUGUGGGUGGCGAUGUGACGGGCCCUUCACCGCAAAGAACCCCCGAAGAGACGGCGCUGUUCCGGGGCAUCGAGUUUUGCGUCCUCUCAGAGUCUCUGAAACCGUUCAAACACUCCAAAGCACAGCUGGAGACGCUCAUCAAGGAGAAUGGCGGCACCGUCUCGCAGCGCGCCGCGCCAGGCACAGCCAUGGUGCUCAUCGCCGACAAAAAGGUUGUCAAGGUUGCCAGCCUCAUCAAACAAGGCGACGUCAACAUAAUCCGGCCGCGGUGGAUCCAGGACUGCCUAACCCAGCGCCAAGCCGACGCCGACGCCGGCAUCGCCGACGCCUUCUUGCUGCCGUAUGAGGAAGCGCACCUGUUCCACGCGACCGACGCGCUGCGGCACGCGGCGGCGCAAAACACGGACCAGUACGGCGACAGUUACGCGCGGGAUCUGCCGCUUGAGGAGCUGCGCGCGCUGAUGCGUGACAUGCCCAAGAUUGAGAGCGUAGACGAGGCGCCGUUUGAUAAGCGCCAAUUCCUGGAGCAGCUCGAGGAGAGAGGACGGGAUUUAUCGGCACAGUUGCGCAGCAUGACAUUUCAGCGGUGCGUGGUUGGCUUUCAGGUCGGGGGUGAGGGUGUGGGUAAAGAGGCGGAUAAGGACAGGCUGGCGAGAUAUGUACGGUAUGGAGGCGGAAAGUGCGUGGAUGGUCUGGAGAGCGAAGAGCUCACGCAUGUUGUGCUGGUUGGAUAUAGUCAAGAUGCGGCAGAUGCUCUGCGACGGGAGCUGAGCUCGAGAGCGAAACUACCACGCCUAGUAAGCGCGAGUUGGAUCGAGACAUGCUGGCAGGAAAGGUCGCUCGUUGACGAGGAGCAGUACAGUGUCUGA